CCACUAUUAUCCAUGAGGUCCCAGAUGUGGUGAUCACUGAACCGUGCGGUGUACAUGUAUGGCGCUGUGCGUUAAGUCCUAGGGUUGGUGACAUUCAUGUCCUCAAGGGGUUAACAGUAGUAAAAUAAAACCUAAAUAAAUUGUCGUAAUCGUAUGGACCUACAGAAUGGAGAGAACACGUCAUAUAAGUCACCGCAGAAAAAACGGAGCCCCCAAAAGUCUGAGAAUACCUUAUUUUUCAGUUUUGCCUGACAAAUUAUUAUUUCACGGUAGAUUUAGCGGUAACAUGAAUGACGUCAUCACAAAUACAAUUGGUGACGUAAAAAACAAGAAGCGAGGACGAAAAAAACAUAAAAGAUCCCUGCGCCCUUAAGGGGUUAAAGUGUUGGAGAUAAAAUCUGGCUAUAACUGUAUAUAGCUCGUUCUGUGUCGGAGAAGAAUCUUCUUUCUUGGAUCCGGCGUCUCCGUUCUUCAUGUUCCCCGAAUCGUUCGCAGAUAAAGGACGGAUCACCGGCUCCGGUGUCUUCUACAUCUUUACCACCAGGGGUCAGACUUGUGUUUGCUGUUAGAAGUGAAAGUGAAAGUAAAGUGCGGACUGUGACUGGUGGAUGCGGCCAUUACGAGGUGGAGGCUUCUUCUCCGGGAUGACAGAGCUGAGGAACAUGAGGGGCCCCGGGAAUCUCCUCUACCCCCUCCUGAUAUCGCUGUGGACCACAGAUGCCCUGAAAGUCACCAUGAAGGCGCCGCUUAUCUCAGUGAUGAGAGACGAGGAUGUGACAAUCCCCUGUGAAUUUACAGAAUUUAAUGUUGGGAAAACUAUCAAUGUGGGCUGGAAAAAAUCACAGAAUGGAAAAAGUUCUGAUGUGUAUAUAUAUAUACCAGGACGUGCACAGAGCUUCAGACCGGGAGCUUAUAUGGAGGCUGAGAGUGAGAUACAGAAAGGAAAUGCCGCACUCCACAUCCCCCGGGUGCAGUACAGUGAUGACGGUGAAUAUAUCUGCACCGUUGUGGUGACCCCCGAGGAUGGGGAAGGGAAGAGCACUCUGCAGGUGAAAGCUGUACCCUCUGCUGUCCUGAUACCUGGAGAUGACAUCAUGGUGGCGUUGGGAAGCGAGAAAGUUGUGUCAUGUGAUGUCACCUACUUUUACCCUAAAGACAUUAAUAUUCGCUGGGUGCGACAUGAGAAAUAUUCUUCAAAAUGUGUUGUCCUGGAAAAAGGAACCUGCACAGGAGACACCGCGAAUAAUACAGAUGGGACAUUUAAUACUACGAGUCAGCUGACCUUAUAUCCUACAAUGGCGGAUACCGGCCAUAUAUAUUCCUGUGUGGUGAAGCACCGAUCUCUGGACCAGGACCUGAAGAUGAACUUCACCCUGACAGUAACAGAACGAGAAGAUAUCACCGGAAAAGUUGUUACUGCUGUGAUCCUGACUAUUCUCUCCUUCACGCUUCUGUUAUUGGCCGGUUUCCUUUACUACCAAGUGUUCACUAAAGAUCCCCCCAGCCUUUCUGAGAUCACUGGGAAUGAUCAGCUGAUUGACAUGACCAGGACAACUCUGACUUGUCACAUGAUGAACUUUAAGCCCAAUGACUUGGAGAUCUCCAUUCAUAUUAAGAGAUCAGGAGAGAAGAUGGAGACGAUCCACACCUGGAGAUCCAGAGACCCCGAUCCCUCAGCCGGAGCGGUGAUGAAUGACAAUGAUGGGGAGGGUAGUGUGGCUAUAGACCUAGAACAGCAGAGGCUGAUCAGUGGGGCUGUCAGUCACACACAGGGGCCCCUACAGCUGAAGAUGACUCCAGUAAUAACACCCAAUAGAUCCGGUCUUCUCCGCUGUAUUCAAUGGCGUAGACUUUAUACUUACAGCUGUCAAUGUUUUAUUCACAUCACUCCCAGCUAUUCUGAAGACUAUGAAGCAGAGGUUUCUGUAUAUGUAUCACACCCGGCACUGAAAGAUCGAAUCCAUCAGACGAGAAUACUGAAUGUUAUCGGAGUUGCUCCAACAUUAUUAAAGAUCGUCAGUCCAGUGUAUAUGACCCAUGAGGAGCCGAUGACGCUGACCUGUCCCAUAAAUGGAUUUAAACCAAAGCCUUUACAGAUAACAUGGGUGAAGAAGGAUAAGAGCGACCGGGAGACGGAGAUAAUAACCUGGAAUUCUAAUGAUAGGACAGAUAAAAAUGAUCUCCACAAUGUAACAGAGAAUGAGCAUAAAGACAAGUCCUACAGCUUUUUAAGUGCUUUAAUGAUGAGACCAAAUGUGAGAGAAGAUGGAUUCAUAUACAUCUGCAGAAUCUCCCACCCUGCGACUGAUCACUGGGCACAAGAAGAACAUGUCCUGAAGGUCACAGCUGUUCCUGUGCUUGGUCCCAUAACACAGACACUGGGCAAAACCAAGAUCAAUGUGGGGGACACAAUGAGCCUGUCAUGUAAGAUCCAUUCAUUUUACCCAAAACCUAUAGAGGUCACAUGGUACACAGAAGAUGGAGGGAUCCUGCCCUCUAACCUCAGUGACUUCCUCCCCGAUCAGUCUGGUCGGUACCAUGUCACCAGCUUAGUAACUUACACCCCGACUAUGAAGGACCGAGGAAAGACAAUCACAUGUGACGUGAAACAUGAAAGUACCAGGGCCCCGAAAACAGCUACAUGGACUCUAAAAGAUCUGGUUUCUGAGCCCACGGUCUCUGAGAUUCGUUGUGAUCCUCCAUCUCCUGAGUGUAAUAAGACGGUCACCUUAUCCUGUCAUGUCAGUGAUUUGUGCUAUGACAAAUCUAUAGCGGUGAUUUGGCAUAAGGGUAUUAAUCGGAUACAUGAAAACAUGUGCAGAAAGUCUAUUCAUGAAGAUCCGGAGUCUGGGACGUUCCAGGGAACCAUAGAGUUGCACUUUGAUGCAGAUUAUAGAUGUCAUGAGGAGGAAUACCGUAUGGAGCUGAAUCACAGCGGGAAGACUAUUGUAAGAAAAUAUAAACUGAUCCUGAAAGGGUUCCCUGUCCUUAGUGACAUCACCAGUGAACCCAGAAACCCAAUAUAUGGACACCCUGUGACUCUGAGCUGUAAGGUGACCAAUGCUAAACCACAAGACAUAAAGGUUCAAUGGACAAAGGGGGAGAAACCUCUGGGGAAGGGACAAGGAGAAGAGAAGCAAAUCACUGAGGAGGACGGGUCAGUAUCCUGCUCACUGCGGAUCAGGACUACUACAGCUCUGGACUAUGGGAAAGACUAUACCUGCUCUGUGAGACACAAGGACAUGAAAGAGACCAUAAGGAAGAACCAUUAUAUAGCGCUCCCAGUUAACAUCCCAGUGUUUUCCGAGAUUACGGUGCGUCCGGAGAGACCUGUCGCAGGGCAGGAAGCCAUAUUUACUGUAACCAUAUGUGGAUUCACACCAGACAUUGAAGUGAGAUGGUAUAAAGACUUUGGUCCAUUCCCCAGCGAUGUCGUCACCACAUCAGAUCCAGAGAUUGGGAAGGACUUUCUAUGUACUUGUUCCAGCAGCCUGAGGUUCACUUCUAAGGACAAUGACCAUGCGGCGUCCAUCCGCUGUGAGGCGACACAUUCUCUCACCAAGAAAGUAUAUGAGACUUCUUACAAUCUGCUGCUCGCAGGAAAUAGUUCGGAAAAACCUGAAAAACCACUAGAAAAAGGAUCUCUGAAGACUCCACUGAAGACACAAGGCAUUCAGUGCUUGACGGAGAGUCCACGGGUGGGAGAUGAAGUCACACUUACAUGUUAUGUCCAUGGAUGUGAUGCAAAUGAUUCUGUGUUCUACUGGAGGAAAGGAUUAUUCCCUAUUGAGAGCGGAAUACAGAAGAGGACUUUAGAGGACAGAACCGGCAGCUUCUCCACAGUCACCUUCACAGCACAGGAGAAGGACAGAGACUGCACCAUCUUUUGUGAGGUGACUUAUAAUUUAGAGACACUAGAGGAACGUUUCACCCUGAAGCUUCAAUAAGGGUCAAGAGGAAUCAGUGGAAGUCAGAGCCCAGAUCUCCACAUCAGUCUGUCUGGGAUUAUAUGAAAAGACAGAAGGAUCUGAGCAGCUACAUCCACAGAAGAUCUGAGCUUAGUUAUCUACAUCUACAGAAGAUCUGAGAUUAGUUCUCUACAUCCACAGAAGAUCUGAGCUUAGUUCUCUAUAUCUACAGAAGAUCUGAGCUUAGUUCUCUACAUCUACAGAAGAUCUGAGAUUAGUUCUCUACAUCUACAGAAGAUCUGAGCUUAGUUAUCUACAUCUACAGAAGAUCUGAGCUUAGUUCUCUACAUCUACAGAAGAUCUGAGCUUAGUUCUCUACAUCUACAGAAGAUCUGAGCUUAGUUCUCUACAUCUACAGAAGAUCUGAGCUUAGUUCUCUACAUCUACAGAAGAUCUGAGCUUAGUUCUCUACAUCUACAGAAGAUCUGAGCUUAGUUCUCUACAUCUACAGAAGAUCUGAGCUUAGUUCUCUACAUCUACAGAAGAUCUGAGAUUAGUUCUCUAUAUCUACAGAAGAUCUGAGCUUAGUUCUCUACAUCUACAGAAGAUCUGAGCUUAGUUCUCUACAUCUACAGAAGAUCUGAGCUUAGUUCUCUACAUCUACAGAAGAUCUGAGCUUAGUUCUCUACAUCUACAGAAGAUCUGAGCUUAGUUCUCUACAUCUACAGAAGAUCUGAGCUUAGUUCUCUACAUCUACAGAAGAUCUGAGCUUAGUUCUCCUACAUCCACAGAAGAUCUGAGCUUAGUUAUCUACAUCUACAGAAGAUCUGAGCUUAGUUCUCUACAUCUACAGAAGAUCUGAGCUUAGUUCUCCUACAUCUACAGAAGAUCUGAGCUUAGUUAUCUACAUCCACAGAAGAUCUGAGCUUAGUUCUCUACAUCUACAGAAGAUCUGAGCUUAGUUCUCUACAUCUACAGAAGAUCUGAGCUUAGUUCUCUACAUCUACAGAAGAUCUGAGCUUAAUUCUCUACAUCUACAGAAGAUCUGAGCUUAG
Molecule: messenger RNA, 4963 nt
Organism: Hyla sarda
Lineage: Eukaryota; Metazoa; Chordata; Amphibia; Anura; Hylidae
Exons: 12
Coding region: 609-3947 (1112 amino acids)
Source: RefSeq, a predicted model, not a curated record